Molecule: messenger RNA, 1374 nt
Organism: Cetraspora pellucida
Lineage: Eukaryota; Fungi; Glomeromycota; Glomeromycetes; Diversisporales; Gigasporaceae
Source: the annotation of a GenBank genome assembly
AUGUCUCAACCUUUCCUUUUCCAAAAACGUGGCAAGCGGACACUUGUCAUUGCUUCGCGUUACAACGGCUAUAAAGGCAAUAUUGCUGACUCGUCAAAGGAAAACAUUCCUUCCCUUACUUAUAAGUUCGCUAACUUGAAAUUAAAUAUGAAUCAUUCGGAUUCGGACUGUGAAGUGCUUGAAAUUAGUUCACCUGAAAGGUCCCAAAAGAAUGCACGUGACUCGAAGAAUACUUACACUAAGAAUAAUAAAUUCAGAAGACCCUCACCUAAACCAGAGAUAUCGAAAGAAAAAACAUACAAUUCCCAAAGAUCAUUCCGAAGGCCUUCUCCUAAAACAAAUAGGUUUUCUGAGUUUCGAGGUUCAUCGACCGGAUUUAAUACUGAAAAAAAUAAUCUAGGGUCUAUUGAAAUUUUGGAACCUUCUAAUAAUUCAAAAUUUAAAAGACAAUCUUCUAAAUCAAUAUUGGGUGAACGCAGUUUAAAGUACACGCAAACUUUGCCAACUUUAAACCAUAAGUCUAAAAGCAAGCUGUUCGAAAUAUCGCAAAAUGUUAGAGCAUCAUCUCCUCAACUUAUUGACCUAACUAAAGGUUCUAAAGAUCGUCCGCAAUCAACUUUUAAAAAAUGUACAAAUGGAUUUAGGGCUCCUUCUCCAACAAAGGGAAGGUAUAUAAACCUACCAAAACUUGAUUUACUAUCCGAUGAAGGUUCCAUAGAUUUAAAAAAGAAAUGCCCUUAUUGUAAUGAACCUCUUCCUGAUCCACUCCCACCACGUAUACGUGCAUAUCUGGAAUCACCUAGCAAUAUACCUUCAUUGUCUUCAAUUAAUGGUCCUUCAUCGAGUAUCGUAGAUCAAUUUGAAUUUUGUCGUCUUCAUGACGCGGAAUCUCAUAUUGUACCAGAUGGUCUUCAAAAAAAUUACCCAUUAGUCAUUGACUUUGACACUCUACCAAAUCGGAUUGAAGUUUUAUUUCCAGAAUUGUUAGAGGUUGCAACCGGAAAAACUAAAAGUCUUUUCAGGGAAAUUGCGAUGGAUGCGUACAACGAAUUAGGAAAAGCUAGAGCAAGAAAACCGACCGUAGUGAUGGGGAGAUUUCAGAAAUUUUUACCGGGUUAUUAUGGUUCUAAAGGAUCAUCUGUUAUUUUUUCCACUCUCGUUUCCCUUUUUAUUGAAUCAAAACGAUUAACAUUGAAUAUGACUAAACCACAAGAACCCCUGGAAUAUCUUAAUCAAGUACUUGUUCCAGAAACUGCAAUUAGACUAAUUGCCGAAGACCGGGGUGGCAUUGCAUUAAAGGAAGCAAGGGAAAUAAUGGAAGAUAGUAUAGAAUUUGGAAUGUAUGUCCACGAUGUAGAGGAAGAGGAUAUAUGA